Durusdinium trenchii is the source of this 773-nucleotide messenger RNA. The record is from the annotation of a GenBank genome assembly. NCBI's taxonomy places the organism in Eukaryota, Dinophyceae, Suessiales, Symbiodiniaceae.
GCAAGAACCCGGCAGCUUAAUCGUUGGGUUAAGCCAUGUAUGCAAGAAACACAUGGGCAGUGAUUUGGCCAGAUAGGUUGAUCCUUUGUGGCUAUGGGCAUAUGGGCUAGCCGUGCUUGGCGUCGAGCCUUUUCAAGUGACCAACAAUGUAAGAUUGUCAUCGUGGGAUUGAACAAUGCAGGUAAAACGACAAUCUUGUACAAUCUGCAUCUCGGGCAGGUUGUGAUGACGCAACCCACCAUUGGUAGCAACGUCGAAGAGGUCAAACACGAAAACAUUACUUUUCAAGUGUGGGACCUUGGAGGGCAGGAAGUUUUCCGUGCCAACUGGGCCACAUACUUCGAGGACACUGAUGCCAUUAUUUUUGUUGUUGACAGCAAUGAUCAGGAAAACCUGGUCCUGGCAAAGAUGGAGCUGUUCAACGUUGUGCUACAUGAGGAUCUGAAGCAUGCUUGCCUCUUGGUCUUUGCCAACAAGCAGGACAUUCAGGGCAGUCGCAAUGCCGGGGAGAUUGCGCAAGACCUUUCUUUGCACAAGAUCCUCACCCAUGAGUGGCAGAUCCAAAGCUGCUGUGCUCUCACGGGUGCCGGUCUCCGUGAGGGGUUGAGCUGGAUCGCGGGCAGAAUAAAAGCCCGCCGUGCCGGGAAUGUUGGGGGAGAGAAGGAAGGCGCCCUUCCUGUGAGCUGAGCCAAGUCGUAGAGCUGUGGCCCACCAAAGAGGUGCGGCCCGGAUUUCGGACCCCUGAGCCGAAGGAAAUGUUGAGAGGAGCCCAG